UUCCACUAAUUAUGACUGACUGUGACUGACAUCCCAUGCCGCCGCCCUAUAUUUUGUAGUGCAUAUUCGUAACAAUAAUUUACCAUGUUUCGUCGGUUACGACAUACAGAAGUUUUAUCAAUUUGAUAAUUCUUCCAAUCAGUAAGUUUCAAACUGUUUUCCUUUAAACGACAAUAUUGAUAUAAUGGUUCAAUUUGCGAUUGCAAAAGCUGCUUUUGAAGUUGGUGCAGCUUUCGUGACCGGUUCGCUACAGUAUGAAGUGGUUAGUACUAUGAUCCGUCUUUAUUUUCCAAACGAUUCAUUUUCAAUGCAUUUUAUUAAACCACAAAUUAAAGCUGAUUAUUUAUAUGCAUAUUUUACAAAAGGUUACCCUCUGUGUGACAGUUUUAACACUGUUGUUCAAAGGAUGGAUUCUGCUGGCAUAAUUCAGAAUAUCAGAAAUGUGGAACUGAAAGAAAUUACAAGUCUGCGGCUCUUGACUGAAAAAUUUUCUUCAGAAGUUAUUAAAUUUGAGAAAAUAUUAUUUGCUUUCUAUGCUUGGUCAGUGGGAAUAGUUAUAAGUAUUAUUACUUUUUUUAUUGAAAUUUUAAGAGCAAAGCUAAAAUAAAUGACAAUUACAAUAAAUUAUGAUUAAAAAAUGUCAAAUGUUAAAAAUUCAGCAUUGUUUGAAUUAAGUUAUUUGUGACGUUACCCGUAUUAGGCUUAUUGAUUUUUUUAUUAUUUUUAUCAUUUUUAUUCUGUCCUACAAAUUCAUACAUAUGUAGCAGUUCCAAAUUGCGUUAAUUUUUUUAUUGUUACAUUAAAAUAAUCUUUGACUGUCAUAAGUUAAAGACGAUUCGAUCAAUCUAACUUGUUUAUUUCAAAUUUGAGUCACCCAAAUUGAGGAUAAUGGUGUUUAAAUUAAGUUAAUAGACAUAUAAAAUACCAUAAAUUUGUCGUUUUAUCAGUUUGGAGCGAAAUAUGUAAUUGUAUGUGAUUUUUCUACAAACAACAGCUUUUAAAAUAUUUAUGAGAAUAAUUUCGAUUCAGAUCCAAAAAUAUAAACACAAUUGAUUUAUUUUAUUUAGGUAAAUAGAAUGAAGUGGCACUGUUUUCUCACUUUUGUUCAUAUUUUUUGGUGCAAUGGUGUCGUACUUGACUGUGUUAAUAGAAUUCUGGAGAAUCAUUAUCACCCCGGAGAUAUAAUUUUAGUAAUGGACUCACCAGACUUACAAAUUCCGUUACCAUCGAUUCGGCAAAACGGCACUCAUUCGGUGAAAAAAUUCGUUUACCAAUUACCCAAAAUCGUUGUGAUAACACUGACCGCUAAAAUUGAUAAACAUUUAAUCACUUUGGAAAAAAUCGGAAUGUUAAACCCGCGAGCCAAAUUUGUGAUUAUCUCACGUGAAACAGGGGAAUUUUCUGAAAUUUUUAAAUCGCUGUCUUUGUAUUUCAUCUACAAAGUUGUGAUAAUUGACCAAGAGCGGGAAAUUGUCACUUACGACCCAUUUGUUGGCGAAAACGUGAAUAUCAACCCUGAACCGUACAUCCUGGGUGGUUGUCACAAUUAUUCUCUUGCAAAAAUUUUCGAUAAGAAAAUACCAAAACUGUGGAGGAACACCACAGUUCGAGCGAUUUUUGCCGAACAUUUUCCCUAUUUGUAUUACGAAAACCAGACUUUGCUUGGCGAAAACUACAAAGUCCUCAGCAUGAUUAAGGAGAAAUUAGAGUUUAAUUUAGUGAUUAAAGAGUUAGAUGAACGCAAAUCGUGGAUUUUUUUGGGCUUGUUACAGAGACGCGAUUUUCACAUAAUUGGAAACCUACAAACUUUACAGGCUAGUAGCCACUUGAAGGUCGAUUUGGUGCCGAUUGAUUUAGCCGCGCACUUCUAUUGGGUGGUACCCAGGGGGCGACAGGUACCCUACUGGAAAAUUUUUUUACUCGACAUUGACUCUCUUGUCUGGACGUCAAUUUUUUUCGUCCUGAUUUUGCUCACAAUUAUUUGGCAUUACAUCGAGGGCCGAGGGUUAAUUUACUCGUUUUUUACCCACUACCAACUCUUCUCGGAAUCCAACAGUUUUAAGGUAUUAAAAAUCAAGAAAAUUUCAAACCGGAUUUUCAUCGCUUCGUCCAUGUUUUCGUUUUUGAUCAUUUCGACGACUUUCAAGAGCGAAAUGUUGAACUCAUUCAACACGGUUCUCUACGACUAUCCAAUCAAAAGUCUUGACGAUAUUAUAGCCAAAAACCUGUCGUGUUAUGUAUCACAAGACAUGAAGCUUCUCUACAAAUCGGUCAGCGAUUUCUACUUCAAAUACGUCUCAAAUUGCGACGAAUUGGACGACUUAGACGAUCAACAAGACAUUCUUCUUAAAAUCGCGCUCGAGGAAAAGUCAGCAACGAUUUCGCGAAAUUUGAAAUUCAAAUUUGCUGCUAAUACUCUGCUGCAAAUGGGGUACCAAAAACCUCCAAUUUUUCUGAUUCGGAAACAAGUCAAGUUUGAUUUUUUGUAUAUUUAUUUGACAAAGGGGUUUCCUCUCCAUGAUCGAAUUACCCAAGUCGUGAGUCGGAUGCAUUCGAGUGGUUUCACGGCUUAUUUUAGAAGAAUCGUCGAUUAUAAAAUUGCAAGUGCUUUGAAGUCGAAUGAGAAGAUUCAGUCGAAAAAUUUGGCACUUGAAAAUGUCUCAAUGGGAAUUUAUGUCCUUUAUAUUGGACUGUCUUGCAGUUUUGUGGCUUUUGUCGUUGAAAUUAUUUUGUAUAAACAUAAAUCUAGUGUGGAAAUAAAAUAA
Messenger RNA from Tribolium madens (black flour beetle), 2765 nucleotides. RefSeq lists its product as uncharacterized. Lineage: Eukaryota; Metazoa; Arthropoda; Insecta; Coleoptera; Tenebrionidae. Bases 1077 to 2765 code for a protein of 562 amino acids. The record is from RefSeq and is a predicted model, not a curated record. The transcript has 2 exons.